Molecule: messenger RNA, 795 nt
Organism: Trachymyrmex cornetzi
Lineage: Eukaryota; Metazoa; Arthropoda; Insecta; Hymenoptera; Formicidae
Product: odorant receptor 9a-like
Exons: 6
Coding region: 1-795 (264 amino acids)
Biological process (GO): sensory perception of smell; detection of chemical stimulus involved in sensory perception of smell
Cellular component (GO): plasma membrane
Molecular function (GO): olfactory receptor activity; odorant binding
Source: RefSeq, a predicted model, not a curated record
AUGAAAAAGUAUGCCACGAACGCAAGAUUGAUUUCUUUCGCAUAUGUCUUAUAUUUAUACUUAUCCCUCAGUGCGUUCAUAUUACUUUCCCUUGUACCCAAAUUGCUGAACAUUGUAUUACCCCUCAACGAUUCCCGACCUAUAACUAUGCCUUAUGACGUAUAUUAUUUCAUGGACGAAGAGAAAUAUUAUUUCUACAUUAUAUUUCACAUCUAUGUGAGCGUCAAUAUAUCUCUUACGGCGGCAGCCGCACACGAUUCCACGUUUUUUAUUUAUAUUGAGCAUAUCUGCAGCCUUUUUGCAGUGGUUGGAUUUCAUCUUGAGACUUUAUCACGUAAGGAUCGUAACGACGCGAAUAAUAAUCUAUCGUAUAAUCGGAAAAUCGUAGUUUCCAUUCAUGCACACUGGCGAGCUUUACGUUUCGCGAAAAUUCUUGAAGACAUUUUUUGCACUGCUUUCGCAGUACAAAUGCUGAUAGUUACUGUAACAUUGACUAUUACUUUGCUACAAGUUGCGUUACAAUACGGCGACAUUAAUGAAAUGUUCAAGUACCUAAUGUAUAUCUUUGGUCAAGUAUUACACACGUUUUUCUUCAGUCUACAAGGUCAGAGACUGAUCAAUCACAGCAUACAAUUGCGCGACAAAGUAUAUAAUUCUUCCUGGUACGAAAUACCUGCGGAAUCACGAAAGCUGCUUCUGUUCGUAAUGCGAAGGAGCAUGGAACCCUGUUUCUUGAGCGCCGGCAAGAUUUUUAUCUUCUCUUUGAAGAGCUUUACCACGGUAAAUAUUAUUUAG